AUGGGUUUAAUAAGAGAAAGUCUGAUUAUUAUGGUUUUGGGAGUGGUUGUGGUUAUGAGCGAUGAAGUAUUUGACAAAUAUUAUGAACCCUUUUGGGGAUUUGAUCAUUUGAGUGUCACUGAUCAAGGCAAAGAAGUCCAAAUUCUUAUUGAUGCCACUUCUGGAGCUGGAUUUAAAUCUAAACAAGAAUAUUGUUCUGGGAUAUUCAGAAUGCAAAUAAAGAUAUCAGAAAAAUUAACAGGAGGAAUUGUUACAUCUUUUUAUCUAAUUUCUAGCAACAAGAAUGAACCAAAACACGACGAGAUUGACUUUGAAUUUAUAGGGACAAAAGGGAAGUUUCAGACAAAUGUGUUCGUAAACGAUCCAGGUCAUAGAGAGGAGUUGGUUAACCUAUGGUUUAAUCCCUCUGCAGCGUUUCAUACUUACGAGAUUAAUUGGAAUCCUCAGCAAAUCUUGUUCAAAGUUGAUAAUAAGACGGUAAGAACGUUCAUUUACCCUCCGAAUUACAUUUCGAGACCUUUGCAUGUGGAGGGGACCGUUUGGAAUGGAUCAUGGGCUGGGGCUGUAGAUUGGUCUAAGGCUCCUUUUACAUCGUCAUAUCGAGGGUUCUACAUUCAAGGCACCCCCUGCAACAAAUAA
This is a messenger RNA of Impatiens glandulifera, 639 nucleotides long. Its product is annotated as putative xyloglucan endotransglucosylase/hydrolase protein 1. Gene Ontology annotation, biological process: carbohydrate metabolic process. The transcript is spliced from 4 exons. NCBI's taxonomy places the organism in Eukaryota, Viridiplantae, Streptophyta, Magnoliopsida, Ericales, Balsaminaceae. Gene Ontology annotation, molecular function: hydrolase activity, hydrolyzing O-glycosyl compounds. Bases 1 to 639 code for a protein of 212 amino acids. The record is from RefSeq and is a predicted model, not a curated record.